Biomphalaria glabrata is the source of this 7537-nucleotide messenger RNA. RefSeq names its product transcription elongation factor A N-terminal and central domain-containing protein 2-like. Gene Ontology annotation, cellular component: nucleus. The transcript is spliced from 4 exons. Gene Ontology annotation, biological process: DNA-templated transcription. Bases 111 to 743 code for a protein of 210 amino acids. The record is from RefSeq and is a predicted model, not a curated record. Lineage: Eukaryota; Metazoa; Mollusca; Gastropoda; Planorbidae.
CAACAAGAGUUACCAUUAAAGAACAAAUUUGUUUACUACUUUACAUUACUCUAGAUCUAGAAAGAAUACAAUUUUGACGUACUGUCACAUAGAAUCUAGAUUUAGACUAGAUGGAUCGGUAUUUAAUAAAAACCAAACGAAAAAAAGAAGAUAAGGAAAUACGCCAUAUUCCUUCUACAUCGGGCUUAAAACAAAGUACAAUUCAUUCGUUAAAGAGAGUGGUGGUGGUGGAAGACAUUAAGAGGCUGAAGUCGAAACUUGUGUUACCAAAUCAGAGCAAGUCUGUCAUGAUAGAAUCAUUGAAAGCACUUGGCAUGAAAAUUCCUUCCAAAGAAGUGUUGCAGUCUACUAAAAUUGGUCACACAGUGAAAAGACUAAAGCAACAUUCAGAUGAAGACAUUGCCAGAGAAGCCAAAAGGGUCUAUAUCAAAUGGAAAGAUUUUUUCUUAGAAGGCAAGAACCGUCCACCGAUAGAAGUCAAAUGUGAUAAAAAAUCUGAAACUUUUAGAAGUAAAGGAAAAGCUUUGUUAGCUGAAUCACUUACAGUUGAGGAAGACCAUGUUCUUGUUGAUGCCAUUGAGAGAGAAACUUUCCACCAGCACAAACAGUUAUUUAGCUCUGAGUACAGGAGGACUCUAAGGACAAUAGUGCUGAAGUUAAAACACAAUCCAGACUUAAGGCAGAAGGUAUUGGAUGGCCAGAUUUCUGUGGAGAUGUUAGUCAAAGACUUCAAGAAGAGAUAGCCAAAGCUUGUGAAUGUUUUCGGUAGGAUGCACAUAGAUAUGUCCUUAGUUGUAAAUAUAUUUUUAUAUGACGAUUAUUGUUUUUAAUACUGUAUUUUUUUUCUUUUUGAUCUAAAAUAUUAACUAGUAUUUUAUGGCUAACCAUUUAGCCAUUAAGCAGUUGUCUAAGAGAAGGGAUAUAACUCUGUAUCUGUUAUUUUUAAAAAUCUAUUUCAAUUCACAGAAAAAAAGUAAUAAAACCCCUCAAAAAAUCUUCUUUUUAUAAUACAGAAAUAUAGACCUAGGGAUCAUCAUGUUUCAAGUCUUAAAUAGGCCUACAGAGCUCAAAAACAUUAAUUAUUAAUUAUCAAGUCAGAUUUAGUUGCCUUCUGAUAUCCCAUUUGACUAGAUCUAACAUAACACUGGAUCUAAAAAUCGAUUUUUUCUUCAUUUUCACUACUGUCUCAAAUGGCUCUAAAUCACUUACCCCAACCUUUAUUUUCUUAUUUUACUGCCAAAACAUUAAUAUUCAUUUAAAGCCUACACAUUAGCCUAAAUAUGUUCCAUUUUUGUAGGGUAGCAAACAAACAACAUAAUUUAAAAAAAUCAUAAAUAUACAUUCCAACAUGCUGCAGAUACCAAACACAUAUAAAUACCUAAAAAUAGUGUCACUAUCGCUCUCUUAGGUCAGAGUUUGUAAAGGUAGAAAUAGUAAUUUUAAAAAAAGCAUUGCGUAAAUGAAACAACCCAAAAUCGAUGAUUGUCUGCGACUCCCAGUGAUUCUAGUUUUGAAAUGGUUGAUACAAACAUCUGGCUUUGACUUAAUUAAUUCAAAGGGUUCAGAGAGCUAUUAAUAAAUUUCAGUUGACGUCUGAUCAAAAUAUUUAAAAGAAAUAUUUUGUUUAGUUGAAAGGGGAACAUCUAUUCAAAUUUAUAGGCUUUCAUAAGAUUACAUCUCUGGUAUUUUUUUCACUGGUGAUUGUUUUUGUCUGGUUAUGUAUGUAAACACAACUAUUGGUAGCAUAUAUUCUGCAGAGAUAAUUUUACCCAUUAGCUCCUUCUGCAGUUGGAAACGUUUUCCCGUUUUUGUCCUAAACCGUUGUAGAACGUUUCUAAAACCCCCCUAUUCAAUAUACUUGAUUUAAACUUUUUAAAAACAAGAUUUCUUCUAGUCUCGUAGCAAGCGUGAUUACAAUUAAUUUUGGAGAUUACCGAUUCUAUUUUUAAUAAAAUCGGAAAGGUUUUUAUUUUUUAAAUAAUUUUUCAAAUGAACAGGCCCAUAGCCCCAGUGUAUAAGCCCCCACAUGGGAAAAUGACUAUUUUUGAAGUUUUUUAUAUUCUAGUGGUAUUAAACGUAUAUAUUUUUUAAAACUAGACAUAUAGUUCUAUUUUUUUAAGUUAUUUGUUUGUUUAUAUGUAUUAGAUCUUCAAUUUGAUUAUUUUUUGCAAAAUAAAUAUUUUUUAGGAUUUUUUAAAUACGGAGUUAUCCCUCCUUGCUUAGGACUUUGGAGGGGGUUUUUUGAACCGGAAAUAGGAGCUAUUGGGUUAAUUUUCAAAUUUUGCUUGGAAACAAUUUCAAAAGAAAGGAAAAAAUGUGAGAAACAUCAUUAGCAAUGUCCAGGUUCAACAUCGCAUUAUGAUUGUUCUGUUUUAUUAACUACUAUUAAUACUACUUCUGCAGGGGUACUUCAUAUAAUUUUGAUCCACUUUGAUAUUGAAAAUCAAAAUAAUGAAAUUGAGGUAAAAUGUUAAUUAUUUUUGUGUGUGCAAUUCAGCUAAACUUUUAUUUGUUUGUGAAUGUACAAUUUAGAGUUGCAAUGUGAGCUUAGAAUGUAGGCCAAAAGCACCAGCCAUUAAAAAAAAUACUUUUAUAUAUUGUAUGAUUGCUGUCUAUGCAAUGUUUGCUAGAAUUAAAAUGGGAUAGAAUAAAAUCUAGGAUAGUUUCCCCUUGUUAACAUUGAGUGUUUUUCUUUAUUUUGCUUCACUUAGAUGGAAAUGUUACUGUAUUUUUAUUAAUCUAUUUAAUAUUCCAUUGUAUGUAUUUUUGCAAUGUAAUAUUUAUUCUGUUAUAUGAAUACUUGGAAACAUGUUAUAAAAAAAUGUAAUGUAAUUUGGAACUUAAAAUGCUCACUAUGUUAAUAGAAAAAAAAUGUGUACGAUUUGGUGUCUCUUUUUUAAAAAUAAUUUUUCGGAAUCCAAAAUGAAUCCCAAAAUUUGUUCUGAAAAUCCCCUCGGUUCGGAAGCCUGGCACUUAAGCACUCAGUCACCCCACCUUUUGUUGGUAUAUAGAUGAACUAUUACAGUAUUGUUUUCUGCGCUAUAUCUACUUUUGAGUAAUCAAUUAAUUUUUCAUUAUAUUUUUAAAACCUUUUAAUUGGUGGCAAAUUCUUGCUUGAAUCCGAAAUUUUAGGGAAAUUUUCUUUGCAAAAGUAAUUUUUAAAUAAUUUUUUUUAGACAUUAUUAAAUACCUAAUUACAUAAAUAUUGUAUCUUACAGAUCUGGGUAAUGUUUUGUAAAAAUUCUAGUUGAAUCUUCUGUCUGUCUUGCUGGGGUAAAGCUAUUUGCCUGGUUCAUAAGAUUUUGUACCAUUUGCCCAGCAUUGGCCCUUGCUACUUGCACGCCAUAGAUAAACAAGUUAUUAUAAAUGAUUUAUUUACUAAACCAUAUGCCAGAACAAAUAAUUAUAAGAAUUUUUUCUUCCCAAGCAAAUAGGUUUUUCCCUGAGCUAGCCUGGCAAUGAAUUAAUGAAACUUAAAUUUACAAAAAAAAAAUUAACAAAAACUGAUGACAAAACACAUACAGAGAAAACGACGUUGUCCAUUGGUUAAAACCAUAAAAAAUAUUUUUUAAACCACAAAGCAUCAUUUGUACUACUAAGAUAUUACCUCAAGACAGCACUAGACUAACAAAUUUAUACAAGUGCUCCUUCCUCCCUAGUGCCAUUAGAUAAUGGAUUGGGUUGCCUGAAUCAGCCAGGAAAACCAACGACCUAGCAGAGUUUAAAUUAUUGAUUAACAUGCAUGACUAGAUUGACACAUGAAAUGUCUAGGACGUAAUUAUCUGCUGUUUUGAUGUUAUGCAUAUACAAGACAAGAGAGUCACAUGACUUUAAAACCUUUUAGGCUUGGGAUGAGUAUACUAGAUUUAGGUUGUUUGAUCUUUAUCUAGGCAUAAGGUAGCUAGAAUUAGAAACUUAAAUUUAGUUAAUUUGAUUUUGUGAGAUGUCUUCUGGAUAGUGAGUUUCUUCAGAAGUUCCUUUAAUUGAUGUUUAAACCUGGUGUGGUUGGCUUGGAGUCACUCCAAUCACUAUUCCUAAAAUAUUUUUUCCCAAUUAAAGUAAAGAUUUCUUAAUUUUUAAAUGUUCGAAAGCUUUUUAGGGUAUCUACUUCUUGCACCCCUAUCUCCAAUAGCAACAAGGAUGUGGUUUAAAAAAAAAUUACUCAACAAAAGAAGGAAGCAGGAUAGGAUAACAAUGAAGAUGCACGAAAAGAGAUUUUGUUGUUGUUGUGAUGUAGUCUGUAUUUCAUUUAGACUACAUCGUCUGGACCCCAUACGGUUGUUAUUACUGGAAGUGGUAAUGGUAAGCACUCAUGCCUAUAAAAAACUUCCAAUGGCAUGCAGUUUGUAUUGCCUCUGACAAAUAGUCUAACUUCUGGCCUUAACAUGUGGCUCAGAUAUAGUAAAGUUCCCCUUUCAGAGCUUGUGGUCUAUAGGGCAGAUGAUGUAAAGGUCAUCUGUUUCUCUGGCCUAUGGUUAAUGAGGGUGUCAUGUGGCCAGCACAACGACCAACUGCCUUUACUUUCCCCAACUAAUGUCAGGUACCCAUUAGAGCUGGGUGGACUCAGAGCUGCCCAACGAUCUCAAAAUAAAAAAAUCCGGGGAUUUAAACGCGGUACCUCUGGUUUGGAAUCCAAGUGCUUUACCGUGCAGCCUCCGUGCCUUCGGCUCAGAUAUAGGGUCUGGAAGAACAUUUUUCCAAACCAUUAAGCAGGAGGGGCUCAUAAGCCUUGGCUGGCUUCCCCACACAGAAGAAAGAAAACUCUUAAUUCAAACCUCUGCUCAUUGUAAAGCUAUCUGCCUGGUUCAUAACAUUUUAUACCAUUUGCCCAGCAUUGGCCCUUGCUACUUGCACGCCAUAGAUAUACAAGUUAUUAUAAACAUGAGAAAGGCUUUCGGAGUCAAACCAGCAGCUUGCAGCAUGUAGUGCUACACCCAAAUUCUUUUUUUAAAUGACACAAAAAGCUUUAAAUUUUUUAAAAAUAUUUUUUUACCAUUUCUAUGCAUUGUUUGAAAAAUCAAAUUAAUUUGUGUAAACAUCUUAAAAAUAUAAUUUGACUUAAAAUUAGACUAAACAUAGUAUUCACAUGAAGCAAAUAAUAAACACUUACAGAUAUAACAGUACGGUAGCACUCACAGAUAAUGAAUGGUAGAAAUAGUUGAAACAAAAAAUACACAUAGGUAUAAAUUAUUUUAGAAAUCAGAAUUUAUAUUUCUUAGAAAUGCAAGGCAGGAAAAUGAAAAAAAAAAGGCUUCUUUUUCCCCAGCGUACUUAAAUUGGUAGUUGCCUACUGACUUUGUACUUAAUGUUGUGACUAGGCAUAGCAGGGUUUGAUUCAGAGAUGAUUUUAUAGUUACUAUUCGACAGCUGUUCUGGGUUGGACACCUUUGCCAUUAGGUGAUGGCCGCAUGCCUAAGGCAAUCUUUAUCGACAGGCUUAAAAGAGUACAGAGGUGUCUCCAGACUAACUCAGAAGUCUGUUUGCCCUCACUGGCCUAUGAGAAAGCAGCUGGCAGCAUAUGGCUUCUGAAAGACAGCUGGGGAGCUCUCACAAAGCUCACAGGACAGACAUUUGAGAUCUAAAAAAAAAGAAGCUCUUUGCUGAAAACAGGUGCAGACAAUGAAACAUGUGCAUCAGAUGUGGCCAAAUAUGUAACUGGGGUCAUGAAAUGCUAGCAGUCAUUCUAAAUCUUGGGAAACAAAAGACAAUACCUUAGAUGUAAUUGAUCAUGAAAUAAAUAAUUAUAUAACAUGCUUAAAGUGUAAAUAAUAUUUAAAAGAGAGUCAGACAAAAACUGGCCUGAUAAGGGAUAAUAUUUCAUUCAUCUAUUUUUCGCAAUCCAAAUGAAUCAUGUUAGUAUUACUUCAGUUUGUAAGUUUCUCAAUAAUUCAUUGGGAAAUACAAAUAUUUUUAACUUCUUUGUCUUAUUUGACAUUUUAAAUUGGUAACAUUAUUUAAAUUCACAGCCGCCUAACUCAUCAGUCAGUUACAGCAUUUCCAACAGAAGCAUGUAAAACUGCUUUAAUCAUGAAUAGAGCAAUCCAAUAAUACCGAAAAACUGUUUUGAAGAGACUUGCAAGCAAUUUAGAAUUUCAGCAUUAGAUUUACAUACUAAGGAAUUCGUUUACUUGUAAAACAAAGUCAUACACCCAGGCAUAUAUACAAUUUUAUUACACAUGCUUUAUUUAAUGAAGAAUUUUAUGAUAUUGUCAAACAUAAAACUAAUGUACAAAUGAUGAGAAUAGUUUGCUAGGAGAAAUGGACAGAGAAUGAUAAUACUGUUUAAUGUAAAAGAAAUAAACAAAACCAAGAGUUGUCAUGAGUUUUUUUCAGCCAUAGUCUUUAGAACAACUGUCUAACAGAUUUAUCGCCUUUCAAAGAAAACAUUUCUCAUGGCUCGGUUUCGCUGAGUAGAGACCAUGGGUGGAUGAUGCUGAGAAAGAGCUUGACUUCCUGUUUGAAUUGAAGGCAAGCUGACAUCUUGAUAGUAAUUUGGAUAGGACUUGUCACUGAAAAAUUGUGAAAAUAACUUCAGGUAGACAUAAACAUGAUAUUCAUGUACAUACAAGGUAUAUAUAUAUAUAUAUAUAUUUGGAUAAUAAACUGAAUUUCUUUUGUGCCAUGCAAACUGCCUUAUAUUCUGACAAAUAUUAAUUAUGGUAUGCCUUUUAAUAAAUAAUUAACAACUUGUUUGAAAAUAUUUCAUUAUUUAAACAAACAGAGGCUACUGAGUAUGCAUGGAUUUCUUUUUUCAUUUCCUGCUCCUCUUUUUUUUAUAGUCAAAUGUGGAGGUUGGUCAAAAGUUGGAAUGGAUUAAAUAACACAAAUUAAAUAAUUUAUUUCAAGCUAAAAUUUUGCACAUUAUAUUACAGUUUGUUAGCUCAGUUGACAGAUAAUCGCAUAUAAUACAAAUAAAUAAAUUAUAUCUUUUAUAUAGCGCUACUUUCAUGAAAACUCAGAGCACUUAUGGUCCAAUCUUAUUUGUUGACCAGUAGGGAAAGGGGGUAUCUGGGAAAUUUUCUGUGCUGCCUUUAGCCCUCAGUAAGCACAACUCUGCUCUAGUGGGGUGUCAAACCUCAAGCCCCUUCCAUAAGUAGCCAAGUUUAAGUGUAGUUAGCCUCUCGACUACGCAUUUCAUUCCCAUACUGGUGAAUUUUUGUUUCUUUAUCGUUUGAUGAAAAAUAAAAUAUAAAUGUUUUGUUUAGUAUAUUAUAUGAAAAAAAAGCAGAAAUGAAUAAAAAAAAUGUUCUUCUAAUUUUUCUUCAUGUAUACUUUUUAGUAAUGUCAGUAAUGAGUGAUAUAUAAAAAUGUCAGAAUAAGGGGCACCAGUAUCAUAACAAUAUAACCUAUCAGAAUUAUAUAUCUGAUUACCUCCCUCUAACUUUUUCACUUGUAGCUGAGAACCAAGUUGAAUAUUCGGUACAGUAUUAAAUGCUCUCCUCUCUUUUGUGUCUUUUUUUUUUUAAUUUCAUUAUUUGAAAGACACUAUCAUUUAUUUACUGAAUGACUUUUUAAACAAAUAAAAAAAAAUUCUUUA